Molecule: messenger RNA, 4732 nt
Organism: Jaculus jaculus (lesser Egyptian jerboa)
Lineage: Eukaryota; Metazoa; Chordata; Mammalia; Rodentia; Dipodidae
Gene: Mbd1
Product: methyl-CpG binding domain protein 1
Exons: 17
Coding region: 235-2103 (622 amino acids)
Molecular function (GO): zinc ion binding; DNA binding
Source: RefSeq, a predicted model, not a curated record
GGCGAGCAGGUGUCACGUUGAGGACUGUCCCCAAAGGCAGCCAGCGCAUUUCCGGUUCCGGAAGAAACGAACGGCGGCGGAGGCUACCGCUAGUGCUUCGCAGGAGGCGGCUGUGGAAGAGGAGGAGGAGGAGGAAGAGGAGUAGGCCCGGCGCGAGGCGCAGGCGGGAGCCUCAUCAUGACCCCACGGUCCUGGAGCGGCUGAAGCUGGCUACUGUUCCUUCUUGAAGCCUCCAUGGCUGAGGAUUGGCUGGACUGCCCGGCCCUGGGCCCUGGCUGGAAACGACGUGAGGCCUUUCGCAAGUCAGGAGUCACCUGUGGACGCUCAGACAUCUAUUAUCAGAGCCCCACAGGAGACAAGAUCCGAAGCAAAGUUGAGCUGACCCGAUACCUGGGCCCUGCAUGUGACCUCACCCUCUUCAACUUCAAACAAGGCAUCUUGUGCUAUCCAACCCCCAAGACCCAUUCCUUGGCUGUACCUAGCAAGAAGCAAAAGAAGCCUCCAAAACCAUCCAAGGCUCGGAAACAUCAGGUUGGAUCCCAGAAGAGUGAGGUCAGGAAGGAGACUCCACAGCAAGAGACAAAGGCUGGCACUAACAGAGCCCCAGUUUCAUUCCCUGCACCUGGAUGCUGUGAAAACUGUGGAAUUGACAUCUCAGGAGAUGGUACCAGAAGGCAGAGGCUCAAAACACUGUGCAAGGACUGCCGAGCCCAGAGAAUUGCCUUUAACCGGGAGCAGAGAAUGUUUAAGCGUGUUGGCUGUGGAGAGUGUGCAGCCUGCUUAGUAACAGAAGACUGUGGGGCUUGCUCCACCUGCCUUCUGCAACUGCCCCGUGAUGUGGCCUCAGGGCUAUUCUGCAAGUGUGAACAGAGACGCUGCCUCCGAAUUGUGAAGAAGAGUCAAGGGUGUGGAGUGUGCCGGGGUUGUCAGACCCAAGAGGACUGUGGCCGUUGCCAAGUCUGUCUUCGCCCUCACCGCCCUGGUCUCAGGCGCCGGUGGAGGUGUGUGCAGCGGCGCUGCCUUUGGCACCUUGCUCACCACCUCCAUGGUCACCCUCAAGGAUGUCAGCGGCGCCCUACCCUGGUUGUGGUUCCCCCUGCUGGUAAAAAACAAAACCGUCGUAAGGGUGGUUCUGACUCCAAGAAGGCUAGCCGACGUCACUCCCAGUCACAGCCACUGCCUCGACUUCCUGAAUCGCAGCCCCCAAAGCCCACAGAGCUGCACGCCAGCGCCCUGGCAUCCUCAUCACCUGCCGAGUUCAUCUAUUACUGUGUAGACGAGGAUGAGCUACAGCCCGACACGAACCGCCGGCAGAACCGCAAGUGCGGGGCCUGUGCAGCCUGCCUACGGCGGAUGGACUGUGGCCGCUGUGACUUCUGCUGCGACAAGCCCAAAUUCGGGGGCAGCAACCAGAAGCGCCAGAAGUGUCGUUGGCGCCAGUGCCUGCAGUUUGCCAUGAAGCGGCUGCUGCCCAGUACUGAGCCAGAGGCUGAGGAGAGAGCAAGAUCGCCUCCACGUCACCAUCGUCGAAAGAGCCUGGGUUCUGCUCAACGAUCUCGUCUGAAAUGCCCUACACUAAAAAAGCUCCCUUUGGCUGUUCGUACAGCCCGGCCAGGCCGUACCCAAGCCCCAAAGAAGCAGAAAGCAAGUGGUGACUUUGUGCUGCCUCCACCAGGCACAGACCUUGUGUUUUUACGGGAGGGUGCCAGCAGUCCUGUGCAGGUUCCUGCUGCAACUUCCACAGAAGCGCCAUUGCAGGAGGCCCAGUGCUCUGCUCUGAGUUGGGUUGUGGCCUUACCCCAGGUGAAGCAAGAAAAGGCAGAUGCCCCAGAAGAGUGGACAGCAGGCACGGCUACUCUGCGUUCUGCAUUACAGCCUGACUGCCCUAGCAAGGCAGUAGACCCAGGCCUGCCACCUGUGAAACAAGAGCCACCUGACCCUGAAGAGGAAAAGGAAGAGAACAAAGAUGACUUUGUUUCUGAAUUGGCCCCAGAGGAAGAGACAGGAGGUGCUGGCACACCUGUGAUUACCGAGAUUUUCAGCCUGGGUGGAACCCGCCUCCGGGAUACAGCAGUCUGGUUGCCAAGGUCCAAGGACCUUUAAAAACCUGGAGCUAGAAAGCAGUAGACUGGAGGCUUCUACAGACUAUAGGACUCAAGGUGAAAUUGCAGAGCGGCUUUAUGAGAGACAACUAUGAUCUACUAGGGGAUGGGCCAUAUCCUGGUUGCAGGGCUUGUGUGUCAAUCAACCCUAGGAGGAAAACCUACCAGGACACCCGAGAAGCAGGACUACUCAGUCCCUGGAGCUUAGAGGAAGCAAGCCGGAAAAGAAGAGAAAGAGUAGAAAACUAGAGCAUCUCUCCUUCCAGAAGAAGCCCAAGUGUGAUCAGAAAUUGGAUGUAUAGGUGGGGGAGCUUGGGUGGGGAAGGGAAUCCAAUUGAAGUUACUACAAUCAACCCAAACAAGCAUCUUCAUAAAAGAUUGUUGGUGGCUUCUGAAUGGGACCUGGCAGUAUCCAAACAUUUUCUCAGGGAGACGGCAGUUGGAUGCAACGUGAAUGAGGAGGAAAGGAAAGGAACUGCUGUUUGGUGAGCUCCUCCUGUGGACCCAACUUAUUUAAUUCUCAAGGCAGUCUUUAGGAAGACAAUGAUUUUGUGCACUUUUGCAGGUGGAAAAACUCAGACUAAAACAAUAAACUUUCCCAGUAUUGAACAGGUAGUUCUGGUAGGAUCUAGAAGUAUACUGAGGCUCUGAAGACUAUUCUGUAUGCCACUAAACUGUUAGCUGCAAUCCUAUGUGCAAUAAUGUAUACUAUUGCAAUAACAGUUUUUUUUUUAGUGAAAACACAGUGGAUUACUAUAAACAUCACAAUAAAUCCUUCACACUCUUGUCUCUAUCAUGGUUUAAAGAGUGCCAAGGCUAUAUUUGGAUGGGGUCACCUUGUCAGAGCACCCGUUCAUCUAGAAAGUAGGUUCCCUUGCAAGCCCUGGAUAUACUGCAUAGUAUUCCCCCAACCCUGCAGUAUACCCCUCCUCUCUGCUGUCCGUUUGCUUAUGCCCAGAUGCUGCCACCUCCUCCAGAGCUGUGUUCGGAACCAAAGCUGUCAUCCUGACCUAUCUUUUCUGACAGCAUUUCCUCCCCUCUUGACCAUUGUACUUGGUUCCUGUCUUCAGUCCAAAGGUCUACUAGGAGGCUAAAUGAAUGUCUUCAUUAGGUCCUGCCCACGUGUCAGUCUUGGCUCAGCUGUACCUCCAUGCCAUAAAAUGCCAAAAUGAUGGUGUAAUUGAUGACUUAGCCAGCUUUCUAGGACCAGGACUAGGUGAGUGCUGCCUCCGAUUUUGUAUCCUACAUUCUUCCCUUGCAUUAACUUAGCCCCAGGCCUGCAGCUUUGGGUACUUCAGAUAGGGAUUAGUGUUUUCCCAUUUCCAACUCAAAAGGUACAGUUUUCUGCCACCUUUUUCUCCCUUUGCCCUGUUUUACCUAGUUCUGCCCUGGCCAACACUGGAUAAACAGAUUGCUUUGUUCCCCUAGGAUAUAACCACUGGAAUUAAUAUUCUAGUAAUACUGACAGUGAGGUUAUAAGGAAAGUAUCUUUGAUUGGUGUUCUGUCCCAUGAGUGAGGCUUCUGAUUACUAUGUAAAUUAGGGUACAAUCAGAAAAUCAGAGCCACUAAAAUGAUAGUAUGUGUAUUUGAAGGAAUGUAUUAGAGGCAUUUGACAUUAUGUAAUUGUGGGAGUUGGCUCAGCAGUCUCUAAUGCUGUCAUCUUUGCAUUUAAUGCUGGAACUUUGAAGUCUUCAGGGCAGGCAGUUGGGAAGGGAAAGAUGGAUGCAAAAUAUAGGAGACCAAGGACAUGUUGGAGUCCAUGAACAGAAAUUGGGACCCAUGAAGAUUGCCUGGAACCCAUGUCUGUCUCUCACCACCUCCAGCUUUGAUGAUGUUUGUGUCCUGCAGAAGAAGCUGGCACCCUUCUUCACAGUUAAAUGUGCAUGUGGUCCAAGAAUGGAGAAGCUGAAGGAUGAUCCCAGGGAAACUGGAGCAGCAGACCUGGCUAUAGGACUGACUGCUUCCCCAUACUAACUAGGUGAGCCAGCAGAUUAAUGACAGCGUUCUGAGCUGCAAUGGUGCCUGUGUCCCUGCACCAGCCUUCCAAGUGUAAAAACAGUGUGCUGCUGCUUCAUUUCUACCCUCCAGUUACCAGGCAAAAUGUCUCUUGUGUCUGUACUAACCAGAAGCAUGUGGGGAAGGGAGUUCCAGAGAACAGUCUCGCCAAGGUGACACACCGCAGUGAUUCAGAGGUCUCACCACUCACCUGAGGAUAACUUGAUAAAACUACGUUGCUGAAAAAUGCAAAACUGAAGGCCAUGGAUUUCAUGGUCAUUUCAGCAAGUACAGAAAUCCUGUCAAGCCCACCCAGAACAAACUUGUUGGUUUCAGCUAUUUUUGUGUCAUUCAUUCAAGUAUUGAAAACUUGGCCCACAGUAGGUAUUGUACAUGAUACUGCGAUGCAGAAAUGAGAAAAAAAAAAAAAAGAUACAAUCCAUGUAAUUUUCAUUAAAUUCUUUAAUGUAUAUUACAAGUGAUAAGUGGAUCUUCAAAUUUAUCCUGGACUUUGAUGCUGAAAAUAUAGAAUCUAGGAAUCUGGAGAGGCCAGCCCUUGUGUGACCCUUGGUGCACUGUAGGAAUUGGAAAUCACUUUUAAAAGCUGUUCUAUUUUAAAAUUAUUUUUAAACAA